AAAGUGGGCCAAUUGUGUGACCCGGAUGUGAACGCCGGAAGUAGCAGAAGCAGCCACCGCGCACGUGAAGUCAGCCUGCUCGUAAACACGAGCACAACAAGAUGGACAUCACAGAAGUUCCUGUCUCUAAAGAUGUGGAAAGUAAGAAAAAGAAGACUAAACGUCCGAAUAAGAAGAGCGAGGACAAAGUGGAGGGCAGCGGCGUGGAAGUGAAAGAAGAGACGACGAUGGACGCCGCCGUCGCCUUACCGCCAACAUUCAGUCUGUCUGAAAUCAAGAAUAAGCAGCGAAGACAUGUCAUGUUUAUGAAACUAAAGCUGGAGAAAAGGAAGCUAAAGAUGCAGAUGAAGAAAAAGAGGAAAAAGGAAGCAAAAGCUCUAGGCGACAAGGCGCCGCCAAAACAAGUCCCCAAGACGAUAGAAAACCAGCGAGUCUACGACGAGACCACAGUAGAUGCAGAGGAUGAGGAGGUUGCAUUUGAUGAAGCCACGGACGAGUUCUCCGCCUACUUCAACGGGCUGACAAACCCCAAAGUGCUCAUCACAACUUCAGACCGACCCAGAGGGAGGACAGUGAAGUUCUGUCGGCAGCUGGCCACCGUCAUCCCAGACGCCCACGUCUACUACAGGAGAGGCCUGGCCCUCAAGAAGAUCAUUCCUCAGUGUGUGGCCAGGAACUUCACUUACCUCCUCGUCAUCAACGAGGACCGCAGAAUGCCCAAUGGAUUGGUUCUUUGUCACCUGCCUGAAGGACCCACCGCACACUUCAAGGUCAGCAGCGUUCGACUCCGUAAGGAAAUGAAGAGACGAGGCAAGGAGCCCACUGAACACUUCCCAGAAGUCAUCCUCAACAACUUCAGCACACGUUUGGGUCACAGCGUCGGCCGAAUGUUUGCCGCUCUCUUCCCUCAGAAGCCGCAUUUUGUGGGUCGCCAGGUGGCCACCUUCCACAACCAGAGAGACUUUGUCUUCUUCCGCUUCCACAGGUACAUCUUCAGGAACGAGAAGAAGGUGGGCAUUCAGGAGCUGGGACCUCGCUUCACCCUCAAGCUGCGCUCGCUACAGACUGGAACCUUCGACUCCAAGUUUGGCGAGUACGAGUGGGUCCUGAAGCGCCAUGAAAUGGACGCCUGCAGGCGCAAGUUCCAGCUGUGAAUUCUACCACAACACGUUGGUUAUUCCCACUCUAAAUGACUUCAUCGGAAAACCUCACACUCAAUGCGAUCGCUCCUCACAAUAUGGAUGACAUACAAAAAGUGACAAUGUACAUUUGUGUGAGCAAUAAGGUAGGCUUUCUAUUCAUGCGAUCGCUCCUCACAAUAUGGAUGACAUACAAAAAGUCACAAUGUACAUUUGUGUGAGUAAUUAAGUAGUCUUUCUAUUCAUACGAUCGCUCCUCACAAUAUGAAUGAAAUACAAAAAGUUAGUGUACAUUUGUGUGAGUAAUAAAGUAGUAUUUCUAUUCA
Messenger RNA from Nerophis lumbriciformis (worm pipefish), 1465 nucleotides. It is a transcript of the gene rpf1, whose product is annotated as ribosome production factor 1 homolog. The record is from RefSeq and is a predicted model, not a curated record. Gene Ontology annotation, biological process: maturation of LSU-rRNA; maturation of 5.8S rRNA. Gene Ontology annotation, molecular function: rRNA primary transcript binding. Gene Ontology annotation, cellular component: preribosome, large subunit precursor; nucleolus. Lineage: Eukaryota; Metazoa; Chordata; Actinopteri; Syngnathiformes; Syngnathidae.